This is a messenger RNA of Sitophilus oryzae (rice weevil), 2113 nucleotides long. RefSeq names its product myogenesis-regulating glycosidase-like. Lineage: Eukaryota; Metazoa; Arthropoda; Insecta; Coleoptera; Curculionidae. The record is from RefSeq and is a predicted model, not a curated record. Gene Ontology annotation, molecular function: hydrolase activity, hydrolyzing O-glycosyl compounds. Gene Ontology annotation, biological process: carbohydrate metabolic process.
CAUCAUUUUUUUGUAACUAAGGUAUGUGUAGGUACUGUGAUAACAUUGCUUUAAGUACUUAAUAAACAAAAUCAUCAAGAGAGCAAAGAUAAUAUAAGAUUUAUUUAAUAUACUUGUUUUUUGUAUUAGAAAAUAUUAAUAUAUCAUGUGGGGUACAAACUAUUUCGGUUGUUUUAUUUUCUUGUUUGGAACCAGUGUCCACACUUUCGGACACAACGUCCUCAAAAAUUCCGAAGAUGUAUCUUUCGUCAUGAUCCCAACAGCUUCUGGACUAGGAUAUGACGUCACAGUAUACAAAGGCAAUGUGGACAAAAUUCACGGAACCAUCGGCGUAGAUGUUAACUUUACCGACGUUCAGUGUGAUUCAAGAGCAUGCAGCUUGAAAGAAACAAAUUUUACAGUGACCAUAAUAACAGUUUCUGAUGGAUUUCGAGUGCAGUGGUUGUCUGAUAAUAUAGAUUUUCAAUUUAAGGAUUGUUUUGAUCUUCAGAAAGGAGAAUUAAACUGGUAUGGAGGUCCAGAGAUAUACCAACAAGAAUGGCCAAUUGAAAAACUAAAUUUGAGUGGAAAUGAUCCGUAUGUUGUUAGGAAAAGUUCCAAUUUUGCUGUUCCAGAAAGGUACUGGUUAAAUUCUAACGGCGCUUAUAUAUACCACCACGAAAGAAACCCAUUGUAUAUCGACCAGAACAUAGAAGAAAAUGGUAAAAUUUGUUUUAUUGGUAAAAACACUGGUCCAUACAUUAACAGGGAACGGGCAUAUUUAACUUACUAUCUGACUGCGUUAAAUAAUCCUAAGGAAGCUCAUUUACAUGCUGUGGAAAAUUAUUUGGGAAAACCAGAAGGACAUCCAAACGAGGCAAUGAUAAGACAACCCAUAUGGACCACAUGGGCUAAGUACAAGAAAUAUAUCAAUGACAGUAUAGUCAGGACAUUUGCUUAUGACAUUUUGGAUCAUGGCUUUACAGGUCAAAUAGAAAUUGAUGAAGACUGGGAGACUUGUUUUGGUUCUCGAAUAUUCAAACCCGAGCAAUUUUCGAAUAUUACCAACGUUAUAGCAGACCUGCAUGCCAGAAAUUUACGGGUAACUCUAUGGGCUGCCCCGUUUAUCAAUCCAGAAUGUACUGAUUUGGUAAAGGAGGGCGAAGAAAAAGGAUAUUUCGUGAAAAACACUAACGACAGUAUGACAACUGUGUGGUGGGAAAGCGAAGAUGCCAGGCAAAUAGAUUUCACAAACCCACAAGCAGUAACAUGGUACACUAACAGACUAAUCAAAGUCCAAAAUGAGUCUGGCGUGGAUGGCUUCAAAUUUGAUGCAGGGGAUACAACAGAUUACGUUGCCCAGCCAGGAGUUUACAACGUUGAAGACCAGGAAUUGGUACCGAAUGUUUUCACACAAAACUAUAUCGAAACAGUGUCACAAUUUGGUGAUCUGAUAGAAGUCAGAUCAGCUUUUAGAACUACUAAAUAUCCCUUCUUUCUGAGAAUGAUCGACAAGGAUUCUGUAUGGGGUCUAGACGAUGGUUUGCAAUCUUUGGUUACCACGUUAUUACAGUUAAAUAUGGUUGGAUAUCCUAUGGUGCUUCCUGAUAUGAUUGGUGGAAAUGGAUAUCGAGCUCAACCAACCCUGGAACUCCUAAUAAGAUGGACGCAAGCCACUGUUUUUAUGCCUGCCAUGCAGUUCAGCUAUCUUCCGUGGGAUUUUGCCGAAAAUGACGAACUGAACGCCACAGAAAUUGUAAGAAAUAUGGUACUACUUCACGAAAAGUACUCCCCAGAUAUUCUUUCCGCUAUGGAACGUUCCAUAUCAGACGGUGUACCAACUAAUCCACCCAUAUGGUGGAUAGAUCCCACAGAUAAAACAGCCUUGGAAAACUUCGAUGAAUUUUUGUUAGGCGAAAAUAUCUUGGUUGCUCCAGUAAUGGUAGAAGGAACAACAUCCAGAGAAGUGUAUUUACCCAAUGGGACAUGGAUUGAUGGUAACGAUAAUGAAACAACCUAUAAUGGUCCUGUAUCUCUGACAUAUCAAGCUCCUAUUGAUGUCUUACCAUACUUCAUCAAGCAGUAAUAGUUGUUUAUCAAUAAUAUAACUGUAAUAAUAAAAGUAUAAAAAAUA